AAGCGGCGGAAGCCGGCGGGAGGGUCAUGACGCAGCGAGUUUCAGUUGUGACUUUUACAGGGGCAUCUCGGCGUCCUCUCUUUUUCCGUUUAAAGUGAAACACCGCCCGACGCAACCUCGUGCGUUUCGGGGGCGAGGGCGGCCGCCGCAGCGGGAGGACGGCGCUGACGCGAGCCUCUGUAGGGGGGCCCUGCGGCGGCGCGCGGUCACGUGGGCGUGUUUGGGGGCGGGGCCGCGCGGCGGUUCCGGGCGGUUGGGCGCGCGAGCGAGGAGCAGAGGCAGCCGCGCCCGCCCGCCCCGCCCCUGGAUGCCGCUGUGCCCCGGCGCGGCCGCCACCGAUCGCAGCACAGGAGCCGCCGCCGCCACGGUUGAUGUGGUUGGCCCGGGGCUGAGGAGGCCGCUAAGAUGCCGCAGUCCAAGUCCCGGAAGAUCGCGAUCCUGGGCUACCGGUCUGUGGGGGACACGGGUUCGAGCCCUGGUCUGGGAAGGUCCCACAUGCCGCGGAACAACUGGGCUCGUGAGCCACAACUGCUGAGCCUGCGCGUCUGGAGCCUGUGCUCCGCAACAAGAGAGGCCGCGACAGUGAGAGGCCCGCGCACCGCGAUGAAGAGUGGCCUCCGCUUGCCGCAACUAGAGAAAGCCCUCGCACAGAAACGAAGACCCAACACAGCCAUAAGGAAAUCCUCAUUGACGAUUCAGUUUGUCGAAGGCCAAUUUGUUGAUUCCUACGAUCCAACCAUAGAAAACACUUUCACAAAAUUGAUCACAGUAAAUGGACAAGAAUAUCAUCUUCAACUUGUAGAUACAGCUGGGCAGGAUUACAAGAUUGAAGAGUGUCGAUUUGAUUUGCUAGACAGUAACUGCCAAAGGGGACACGGGUUCGAGCCCUGUUCCGGGAAGAUCCCACACAGUGCAGAGCAACUAAGCCCAUGUGCCACAACUACUAAGCCUGCGCUCUAGAGCCAAUGAGCCACAACUACUGAGCCCACGUGCCACAACUACUGAAACCCACGCGCCUAGAGCCCGUGCUCCGCAACAAAGAAAAGCCAUCGCAGUGAGAAGCCCACACACCGCAAUGAAGAGUAGCCCCCGCUUGCCGCAACUAGAGAAAGCCCGCGUGCAGCAACGAAGACCCAACGCAGCCAUAAAUAAAUGUAUGUAUGUAUGUAUGUAUGUAUAACAAUUUUUAAAAAUCCAUUAAAAAAGAAAGAAUCCCCCUGCCAAUGCAGGGCACACGGGUUCGAUCCCUGGUCCGGGAAGAUUCCACAUGUCGCAGAGCAGCUAAGCCCGUGUGCCACAGCUACUGAGCCCGCGCACCUAGAGCCCGUGCACUGCAAUGAAGAAUAGCCCCCACUUGCCGCAACUAGAGAAAGCCAGCACGCAACAAUGAAGACCCAACGCGGCCAAAAAAAAAAAAAAGGAUUUCGGUUUGCUUUUAUAUCUUUGUUUUGAAUUUUCAUUAAGCUUGUGGAAAGUAAGGGUAAGGAUGCAGAUUGAUAAAUUACUUUCACGUAACGUAACUAUAGCAAUUCAUUUUAUAAUAGGCCAGAAGGAGAAUCAGUAUUUUGUAGUUGUUUGGAGCGUGGGCUCUGCAGUCACACUGCCUGGAUUUGAAUCCUAGGUUUUCUUACUAACUCGUUGACCUUGAGAAAGGUAACAAACUUUUCUGUGCCUCAUACGUUUCAUCUGUAUAAUGGUGAUAACUGUGGUGCCUGCCUUCACAGGAUUGUUAUAUGUUUUAGAGGCGAUUUAUGAGCUUCAACAGAACUUGAUCCUUACUUGUAGUUCUUUGAUGCCACUGAGGCUAGAGUGGUGGCCUAGCAUGGAAACUCAGUUGAGGUUCACAAUGUGAGUGGGAGUCGUGCAGGAGUCUGUUAUACUUGAAGGAGAGCUGUCCUUGAAAACAUUUCUCGGGA
Messenger RNA from Balaenoptera ricei (Rice's whale), 1916 nucleotides. It is a transcript of the gene RHEB, whose product is annotated as Ras homolog, mTORC1 binding. The record is from RefSeq and is a predicted model, not a curated record. NCBI's taxonomy places the organism in Eukaryota, Metazoa, Chordata, Mammalia, Artiodactyla, Balaenopteridae. Gene Ontology annotation, biological process: small GTPase-mediated signal transduction. Gene Ontology annotation, cellular component: plasma membrane. The transcript is spliced from 6 exons. The coding region runs from base 406 to 960 and encodes 184 amino acids. Gene Ontology annotation, molecular function: GTP binding; GDP binding; GTPase activity.